Molecule: messenger RNA, 1335 nt
Organism: Saccharomyces mikatae IFO 1815
Lineage: Eukaryota; Fungi; Ascomycota; Saccharomycetes; Saccharomycetales; Saccharomycetaceae
Gene: GPA2
Product: guanine nucleotide-binding protein subunit alpha
Exons: 1
Coding region: 1-1335 (444 amino acids)
Biological process (GO): adenylate cyclase-activating G protein-coupled receptor signaling pathway
Cellular component (GO): heterotrimeric G-protein complex
Molecular function (GO): GTP binding; G-protein beta/gamma-subunit complex binding; G protein-coupled receptor binding
Source: RefSeq, a predicted model, not a curated record
AUGGGUCUCUGCGCAUCUUCAGAAAAGAACAGCAGCACUUCUGACACGCAGACCAUCAGUGCUGGCAGCGCUGACAAUGCUAAGGUAUCGUCUCAGCAGCAGCUACAAACACAGCGACAGAAGACUGCAAGGACAGUCAACACAGUCAAUCAACAGCAGAAGCAACAACAGCGGGGUGGGCACGAUAUUAAGGGCAACAACAUCAGCAUUAACAACGCGAUAUCUCCUACGGCCACAGCAAACACCAACGGAUCACAGCAGAUCAAUAUCGACUCUGCCCUAAGGGACAGGACGACUAAUGGUGCAGCACAGCCAACAGUAUCGGAUGCGUCGAGUGGUAGCAAUGGCAAAGAGUUGAAGGUGCUAUUAUUGGGUGCUGGUGAAAGUGGUAAGUCCACGGUGUUGCAGCAGCUGAAAAUUUUACACCAGAACGGGUUUACCGAGCAAGAAAUCAAAGAGUACAUUCCGCUGAUCCAUCAAAAUCUAUUGGAAAUUGGCAGGAACAUCAUCCAGGCGAGAACAAGGUUCAACGUUGGCUUGGAACCGGGGUGUGAUCUGACACAACAAGACCUAUCCGAGACGUUGUCAUACGAAAUUCCCCGUAACUACACGGGCCAGUUCCCCGCAGAUAUCGCGGGCGUAAUAUCUGAAUUAUGGUCUUUGCCGUCUACACAGGAGCUGAUCAAUGGCCCCAAUGCAUCGAAGUUCUAUCUGAUGGAUUCGACGCCUUACUUUAUGGAGAAUUUUAGCAGGAUCACUUCGCCUAACUACAGACCCACCCAGCAGGACAUACUGAGGUCAAGACAGAUGACAUCAGGGAUCUUUGAUACGGUCAUCGAUAUGGGCUCAGACAUUAAGAUGCAUAUCUACGACGUGGGCGGCCAGCGUUCGGAGAGAAAAAAAUGGAUCCACUGCUUUGAUAACGUCACUUUGGUAAUAUUUUGCGUUUCCUUAUCCGAAUACGACCAAUCAUUGAUGGAGGACAAGAACCAAAACAGGUUUCAAGAAUCGCUGGUGCUUUUUGACAAUAUCGUCAACAGUAGAUGGUUCGCCCGUACAUCUGUAGUGCUCUUUCUAAAUAAAAUCGAUCUUUUUGCUGAAAAACUAAGCAAAGUGCCAAUGGAAAAUUACUUUCCAGACUACACUGGCGGCUCGGACAUCAAUAAGGCCGCCAAGUACAUUCUCUGGAGGUUUGUACAGUUAAACAGAGCGAACCUAAGCAUAUACCCUCACGUAACUCAGGCUACAGAUACCUCGAACAUAAAAUUGGUAUUUGCCGCUAUUAAGGAAACCAUUUUAGAAAAUACUUUGAAAGACUCUGGGGUACUGCAAUAA